GUCAUUUUUUAGAACGUACGAGAGAACCAGAACGACAAGACAGUGAAGCUGAAGCCGCCCAUCAGCGCCGCCGCCGGUUGCAUUUUCAACCACCGAUUCUGCUGAAUCAACACUCUCCCACUUCACUGAAUCUCCGUCCAACUCCUCCGUUCGAUUCAUGGCAAUCCAAUGUCUCUCUCUCUAACUCUCCGUCGAGCUUCAAAUUUCUCUGCCUUUCUCCGCUCCCAACUCAAAUCUCCGGGGUACACAGCCAGAAUCUCCAAUGCCGGCUCCUCCGCCAUCCACGGCUGCCGGAUUCGACGAUCGUUGGGACGAGAAGGAAGAAGUUUCGGAAGGCAAAUGCGCGUUCCUCGUUGUAGCUCUCUGCCCUUGUCUCGUAUGUUUGAUUCUCAUCCUCCUGGUUGUUUUAAUUCUUCUCAUUGCCAAAUUCCAUCUGUUCUGCCACACGCCUCUUCAUUCUCUGUUCCUCAAGAAUCGAUGUUGAUCGUUCCAAAAUCGAGAACGAUUAAUUCCAGAAAUCCCCCCUUCCCUAAUUUUGAUUUACUUGCUAGAGGCUUUUGCCAUCUGAAUAACGAGGAUUCUGAUUGUUAUUCUGAUUCUGAAAUUGAAUGUGGGAAGAGUGAGGAUGAUGAUCGUGAGUGUGGUUCGAGGGUGGAUUCAACCGAAGUCGAUCGCGUAUGCAAGGUGAUCGACGAAUUGUUUGCGUUAGAUAGGAACAUGGAGGCGGUUCUUGAUGAAUCUAGUUUCAAAUUGUCCCACGAUCUGGUUUUGGAAGUUUUAGGACGAUUCAAACAAGCUCGAAAACCGGCAUUUCGAUUCUUCUGUUGGGCAGCUCAGAAGCCAGGAUUUGCCCAUGACUCCACAACUUACAAUGUGAUGAUGACAAUUUUGGGGAAGACAAAACAGUUUGAAACCAUGGUGUCAUUGCUUGAAGAAAUGGCUGAAAAAGAGCUUUUGACAAUGGAAACUUUCACCAUUUGUUUCAAAGCAUUUGCAGCUGCAAAAGAGAGGAAGAAAGCUGUGGGGAUUUUUGAGUUGAUGAAGAAGUACAAGUAUAAAGUGGGUGUGGAAACUAUAAACUGUUUGCUUGAUAGUUUAGGGAGGGAAAAGCUUGGGAAAGAAGCCCAAACACUUUUCGAGAAGUUACGCGGUAGGUUUACGCCGAAUUUGAAAACGUACACGGUUUUGUUGAACGGUUGGUGUCGGGUUAGGAAUCUAAUGGAGGCUGGGAAGAUAUGGAACCUGAUGAUUGAUGAAGGUUUCAAGCCUGAUAUUGUUGCUCACAAUACCAUGCUUGAAGGUUUGUUGAGGUGUAAGAAGAGGUCUGAUGCAAUCAAGUUGUUUGAGGUUAUGAAAGCCAAGGGCCCAUCUCCUGAUGUCAAGAGCUACACGAUUUUGAUUCGGGAUUUCUGCAAACAAGCCAAGAUGAAAGAAGCAAUCGAGUAUUUCGACGAAAUGCAGGGAGCGGGAUGUCGAGCAGAUGCUGGAAUCUACACAUGUUUGAUCACAGGUUUUGGGAAUCAGAAGAGGAUGGACAUGGUAUAUGGGCUGCUGAAGGAGAUGAAAACGAACAGUUGCCCGCCUGACGGGAAGUCCUACAAUGCGCUGAUUAAGUUGAUGACGAGCAGGCGAAUGCCAGACGAUGCCGUUCGUAUAUACAAGAAGAUGGUUGAGAGCAGCAUUGAACCAACAAUCCACACAUAUAACAUGAUGAUGAAGUCCUACUUUCAGACAAGGAAUUAUGAAAUGGGAGCUGCCAUUUGGGAGGAGAUGAAACAAAAGGGGUGCUGCCCCGACGAUAACUCGUAUACCGUGUUUAUCGGAGGGCUGAUAAGUCAGGGACGAUGCGGGGAGGCGGGUAAGUAUCUAGAGGAAAUGAUUGAGAAAGGAAUGAAGGCUCCUCAGCUUGAUUACAACAAAUUUGCUGCUGAUUUCUCCAGAGUUGGGAGGCCUGACAUUCUUGAAGAAUUGGCUCAGAAGAUGAAGUUCUCUGGUAAAUUUGAAGCCUCCAAUGUGAUUGCAAGAUGGGCUGAGAUGAUGAGGAAGAGAGUCAAGAGAAGAAAUCCUACAAACAUUAAUGGUGGCCAUGACCAUUGGCCAUAUAGCACCUGAUUGUUAAAUUAUUUUGUGUCUUUUAAUGGCAGAUUGUAAAGUUUUUAAGAAUUAGAACAUUGGUUCUUUCACAUCAUUUUUGAUAUUAGGUUUUGUUUCCCUCUGUUCCAGGUUUUGGAAAUUUGUAUAUGGGUUGUAGGUUUAAGAAGCCCGAGUUUAGAAAAACUAUGUCGGAGUAGAUUUGGUGUAACAUUAAAAUCUAUUGGUCUGUCAAACAAACUCAGACUUGACAAAUCUCGGGAAUAAAUUCGAUUAAUGUUUAGCUCA
This is a messenger RNA of Momordica charantia (bitter melon), 2379 nucleotides long. RefSeq lists its product as uncharacterized. Lineage: Eukaryota; Viridiplantae; Streptophyta; Magnoliopsida; Cucurbitales; Cucurbitaceae. The record is from RefSeq and is a predicted model, not a curated record. Gene Ontology annotation, molecular function: protein binding; mRNA binding.